Molecule: messenger RNA, 4005 nt
Organism: Polyodon spathula (Mississippi paddlefish)
Lineage: Eukaryota; Metazoa; Chordata; Actinopteri; Acipenseriformes; Polyodontidae
Product: ephrin type-A receptor 6-like
Exons: 14
Coding region: 130-2139 (669 amino acids)
Biological process (GO): protein phosphorylation; axon guidance
Cellular component (GO): neuron projection
Molecular function (GO): ATP binding; protein binding; transmembrane-ephrin receptor activity
Source: RefSeq, a predicted model, not a curated record
UUCUACAAAGCAUUUGCAGGAAACAUCAAGUGUUCCAAAUGCCCUCCUCACAGCUUCACCUACGAUGCAGGCUCUCCGAUCUGCAGUUGUGAAAAUGGGUACUUCAGGGCAGAGAAGGACCCACCUACCAUGUCAUGCACAAGGCCACCUUCUCCUCCUCGGAAUGUCAUUUUCAACAUCAACGAGAGCUCGCUGUUUCUAGAGUGGAGCCCUCCCAGUGACAUGGGAGGCAGGAAGGAUCUUACCUACAACGUGAUGUGUAAGAAGUGUGGGGCUGAGCCCAGGGACUGUGAGCUGUGUGGAGAAGGCAUGCGCUUCAUCCCCCGACAUGUGGGCCUGACCAACUCCUCGGUGACUGUACUGGACUUCGUCGCUCAUGCUAACUACACCUUCGAGAUUGAGUCUUUGAAUGCUGUCUCCGAGUUCAGCUCAUUCCCCAGGCCUGUGACAGCCAUCACCAUUACUACUGACCAAGCUGGGCCCUCCCUGAUUGGAAUGGUGAGGAAGGACUGGGCCUCUCAGAACAGCAUUGCCCUCUCAUGGCAGGAGCAUGAGCAGCCCAGCCCAGCCAUCCUGGACUAUGAGAUCAAGUACUAUGAGAAGGAACAUGAAGAGCUCAGCUACUCUUCAACCAGAUCCAAGGCAGCCAGUGUCAUCAUAACGGGACUCAAACCCACAACAAAGUACGUGUUUCACAUUCGUGCAAGAAGCGCAGCAGGAUACAGCAGCUACAGCCCCAGAUACGAGUAUGAGACGAGCGACGAGACUUCUGACAUGGCUGCAGACCAGGGGCAGGUUCUGGUCAUCGCCACGGCAGCGGUCGGGGGAUUUGCUCUGCUAGUGAUCCUCACGCUCUUCUUCCUGAUAACAGGACGGUGUCAGUGGUAUAUCAAAGCUAAGAUGAAGUCUGAAGAGAAGAGAAGGACACACUUCCAGAACGGACACAUACGAUUCCCAGGAAUAAAAACGUAUGUUGACCCUGAUACUUACGAAGACCCAACACAAGCAGUCCAUGAGUUUGCCAAGGAGAUCGAUCCUUCCACAAUCCGGAUAGAGAGAGUCAUCGGGGCAGGGGAAUUUGGUGAAGUGUGCAGCGGGCGUUUGAAGAGUCCUGGUAAAAGAGAGAUCCCCGUGGCCAUCAAGACCCUAAAGGGUGGCUAUGUGGAUAGACAGAGGCGGGACUUCCUUCGAGAGGCCAGCAUCAUGGGACAGUUUGAUCACCCCAACAUCAUCCGUCUGGAAGGAGUCGUUACUAAGAGCAGGCCAGUAAUGAUCGUGGUUGAAUAUAUGGAGAAUGGAUCCUUGGAUACCUUUCUGCGGAAGCACGACGGCCACUUCACUGUGAUCCAGCUGGUGGGCAUGCUGCGCGGCAUUGCCUCUGGGAUGAAGUAUCUCUCUGAUAUGGGCUACGUUCACAGAGACCUGGCGGCUCGCAACAUCCUGGUCAACAGCAACCUGGUGUGUAAGGUGUCAGACUUCGGGCUGUCGCGUGUCUUGGAGGACGACCCUGAGGCUGCCUACACAACCAGUGGUGGAAAAAUCCCAAUCCGAUGGACAGCACCGGAAGCGAUAGCAUACAGGAAGUUUUCCUCAGCCAGCGACAUCUGGAGUUACGGAAUUGUGAUGUGGGAAGUGAUGUCAUAUGGAGAGAGGCCUUACUGGGAGAUGUCCAAUCAGGAUGUGAUUCUUUCAAUUGAAGAAGGGUACCGUCUUCCUGCCCCUAUGGGGUGCCCAAUGACCCUCCACCAGCUCAUGUUGCAAUGCUGGCAGAAGGAGAGGAGCCACCGGCCCACCUUCACAGAGCUUGUGAGCUUUCUGGACAAGCUGAUCCGCAACCCCAGCAGCCUGCAGACACUGGUGGAGGAUGUGCAAGGUUUUCCGGAAUCCCCUGGAGAUGUCCCAGAAUACCCCUUGUUUAUCUCCAUUGGUGAUUGGCUGGACUCAAUAAAGAUGAGCCAGUACAAGAACAACUUCAUGGCUUCAGGCUUCACUACACUGGACUGUGUUUCACGGAUGAGCAUCGAUGAUGUCAGGAGGAUUGGAGUCACACUAAUUGGCCACCAGAGAAGAAUAGUGAGCAGUAUACAAACGUUGAGGUUGCAGAUGAUGCACUUACAAGAGAAUGGAUUUCAUGUAUGAAAAACAGACAACAGUCCAUGUCCUGUGCCUCAGCAAUUUCAAUUGGAAGACUUUUUUUUUUUCCAACUGCAAGACUUGCAACAGCUUGUGUGUCUAGAACAUUUUUCAGAUAUGAAGUACACAAAGUGGCUUCCUUUGACUUCCAAUAAAGAUGCUCUCAAUAAUCAAGACUGUUUUCAAAGACUGGAAGGAGAUCCAGUCCAACUAAUGGAGGCUUGAUGAUUGCUUUUCACUUUAAGUAAUAUUUCACGGUUGUAUGGUCGAAUAAUACAACAGUAUUACUACAUUUAGAAUGGUAUGGUAUAUUUGGGGACAUACUGUAAUCUAUAUUUUACUUUUCAUGUUUAGUGACCAUGUAGCUGCUAAUAUCAGAUGUGCAAUCAAAAGACUGUCCUUAAUAUAAGAAUUAUUUUAUAGUUUAUUAAGAGUCAUGGGGUAUUAUUCUAUGUUUUUUAAUGCUUCCCAGGAUAACUGGUAUGGUGAUACUUGAAACUGUUAACAGCCUAUUUAAAUAAGAACUACUGAAUGUUGUCAACUUUAAAGUGUAUAAUCCAUUUACAGAUUAUUAUCUUAACCUGUUAUUUAUAUGUGUGAAGUCCUCUAUGUGAAAACCCUAGUCAACUUUGAUUAUGUUUUAGUUUUUUUUUUUUUUUUGUCAGUUCUUUAAUUACUGUUUUAUUUAACACAGCAAUAUAUGCAGUUGUUUUUAAGCAAAAGCUCAACAAUCUUUAUUUGAUUCAGAUAGACAUAUUUAACAGUAGAGUAAUUUUGAUCCCAGGCACUCCAGUUUUGAGUUGUAAGCUAGAAUGCAGUUUCACAGGGGAAAAUAAGUGUUUUAAUCCCAAACAGCUAGUUUAGUUUAGCCCCUCUCAUAUUAACUACCUGUGCUAUAGGGGUCGUGUUGGAACAGCACAUUGUAGUGGGUAAUUUAGAAAGCAAUUUGAGUUGUACAAUAUCUGUGAACUGGUUGUUGUGCAGUAACUUUGAAAAUAAUGUAUUGUGAGGUCAUAAAGUUAAAAUGUGAGUUGCUUGCAGAAAAUGAUGAGAAAACACAGUGUGGUGCAAGGCCAAUGCCCCCCAUUCUUACUCAUUCUUAGCAAUGGGCCAUUUACUGCCAUGUUUGGGUUGGAUAAGCCCUCUGGAGGGGAAAUGGGUGUAUUGCACCCAUGCAAAAAAAGAAAAAAGGGUUCAUGGAGAAAUCUAUUCUGGAAAAUGGAGUAAAUAAAAUAGGGGCAUAAGAGAAAAAAGAGAGAUAAAGAGCCUGGGGAUCAGUAAAAAAAAAAAAAAAGUAUGCCAUAUAUUUGCCAUGCAGCACCUACUCGUGUACCUCUUAAUAACAAAAUUCUCUCAAGAUGCGUUCAGCUACAUGUGCAGCGCGCCUUCCCAGGUAAAAGCUUGAGACUGGCUCUGCUCUCAUGGCAGUAUGCAAAGACAAUGAAUGCAUAGGAACUGGUGUUUAGCAAAUGUUACUGCUGAGCAAUGUAAUGAGAUUUUUUGUACAAAGUACAAGUUACUUAUAAUUCUUGUAUUUUAUUUUUCUAUAAUUUCCAAAGAGGCAUUGUCAGGUCUUACAGACUAUAUAUGCGCCUGUUUAUGAAGAUAUUUAUUAGCAAAUAAAAGUUCUAGUUCUGAUGGUUACCUAUAGCAUCUGACUCGUGAGUAUUUAUUUACCGUAACAGUCUUUAGGUAAACCAGCCAUAAUAGGAAGAGUCCAAGCCAGCAUGGAUUGUACUUUCCCUUCAGGAUAUUUGCAGGAAUUAAACUGAAUUACAACAGGCAUGUGAAAUAAACCACAACAUGUACUACUGUAAGUUAAAAUCACAUAAUAAGCAUACACUGACUGCACGAGACAUGAAUGAGCCGCUA